This is a messenger RNA of Gigantopelta aegis, 12601 nucleotides long. RefSeq lists its product as uncharacterized. Lineage: Eukaryota; Metazoa; Mollusca; Gastropoda; Neomphalida; Peltospiridae. Gene Ontology annotation, biological process: detection of mechanical stimulus. The record is from RefSeq and is a predicted model, not a curated record. Gene Ontology annotation, molecular function: calcium ion binding; calcium channel activity; protein binding. The coding region runs from base 40 to 10620 and encodes 3526 amino acids. Gene Ontology annotation, cellular component: membrane. The transcript has 37 exons.
ACAGGCGCCCAUCGCAGACAUAACACGCAAUAUGAAUUAAUGGCGUCUAAAAUGAUUACAAAAUGUGUUAUAUUACUUCUGUGCACGUUUUCCGUUGUAAAAUCAGCUUCACAAAUCGGGUGUUACCGUGAAGAGAGACGACAGCGCUACUUCGCCGACAGUCCCGGCGACUACGACCCCGCGACGGUGACCCCCAACAUCUGCGCUUCGAAAUGCGGCGCCUUCCAGUUCAGCUACGCGGGGCUGACGUCGGGCAAGUACUGCUUUUGCGCUAACAACCUCCCACCGAUCAGUCGCAAAGGAACCGCCGGAGACUGUGACCUGACGUGUCCGGGGGAUAACACGGCCAGCUGCGGCAGCCUCAGUCACGUGGACAUCUACCUCACGACGACGGCAGUCAGCGGCUUGUCUUUGACAUCGACAGCGGCAGGGUCAGUGGUGGAGACCGCCACGGCGGUCACAUUUCAGAUCGAGACGGUCACGGGAUCAAACCUCGUCUUCAAGAUGGACUACGACGACGGCGCGGGGCCGACGGCUGACAACGCCACCGACAUGGACACGAAGGUCUUCUACAUGCCCGGGGAGUACAGCGUCACAGUGACAGCCACCGACGUCGGCAACACGCUAACGCCAACAGAGACUGCAGCUGGUGUGCUGGUCCAGGACGGCGUGGCCGGCGUCGUUGUCACGUGCCCCAGUGGACUGGCGACCUUCGAGGAAGGCGAGUGUCACGUGACAUUGGACCGCGGGAACGAUCUCGAGCUGACCGACUUCAUUGACGGGACUCAGAACAAGCAGUUCACUAUUGCGGAUCCCCCAGUCUCCGGUACCGGGAUAGGCGUCCAAGCAAAGGGUACGCAGACAGUGACGGGUUCCGGCAAUGGGGUUUACACAAUUCCGUCGGCAGAGUUCAAGUACAAGGGCAAGGUCACUGGUUGGGAGCUGUGGGCAACUGUAGCUGGAACCAUCAAAAUCGCGAUUCUACAGCCGGACUGUGGCACGGGGGACUACUGCUACACGACCAACCAGUGCGCAACUUGCGGCGGUGUGUCCUGUCCCUCUGACGUCUUCUGCCCCAGAGCCAAGACGUGCCAAUCAUCGUGUGGCGGCAUCAAUCGCUAUCCUGCUCUCAAUGCCCUCAACAACUACAAGGUGCGGCAGGUGGUGACGGUCACCAUAACAGCUACAGGAUAUAACUACAUACCAGAAACUGUGGAAGUGUUAGUGGAACCAGGAGAUAUCCUGGCCUACGAAAGAACGGCGUCAUCAGGUGUGCUUACAAUGCAGUCAAUGCAAACAACAAACGACUUCCUGUUCUCGGGAACACUUACUUUAGCGUCAACGUUCGCUUUUGCUGCCGGAAAUGCCGAAACCAGCAAAAUCCAUCACCUGCGAGCUAUUUAUACGGGGCAGAGUGCUACAAUGUUGACCUACACGUUUACUAACCCAGGAAAUUUCACGAUCAUGGUAAACGUGACGAAUACGAAACUGUCGCAUUACGAAACUGCGGAGACGACCGUGAUGGUUGUGGAGGGCAUCAAUAUAACCGAGAUUGUCAGCGAACCAUACGCGGCGACCAACGAAGCAGUUGUAUUCAACAUCCAGCCACAAACAGGAACGAAUAUCCAGUACGACUGGGAUUUCGGGGACGGGGUAGUGUUAAACAACACCGACAACUCGACCGGCGUGCACGUGUACACCGCCGCCGGCAACUACACCGUUACAGUGUGCUCGUGGAACGUCGUCAGCAGGAAGUGCAACACGACGACGGUGACGGUCCAGGACAGACUAGCGGGACUCCAGGUGACGUCGUCGCCCUCGUUGGUCGCCGUGAACAACCCCUUCUCGUUCGCGCUCACGUCCGGCACAGACUACACGUGCGUGUGGGAUUUCGGAGACGGCGGCGCGACGGAGACCACCACCCCGGCGCAGACUCCAGUGGGCAGUGGAACCGUCUACAUCCACGUAUACUCGACAGGCGGCAACUUCACUGUCAACGUGACGUGCUCCAACGACGUGAACACCGAAUCGGCGGAUAUGAUCCACUCCGUACAGGAGAUGAUAACGAAUCUGAGACUGUUGAACUCGGGCGCGGCCAAGAACUCGCCGUUUACAGUUGUGUGGUUCAUAGACACGGGCACCGACGUCGAGUUCUCGCUCUUUCUCGACGGCGCAUCGUUGGCGAUAGCGACUGCGAACACGGCGGCCAAGAGGUGGGAGUCCGUGACGCACGCCGCCAUGCCUGUGGGCCGGUACGAGCUACAGCUGAACGCAUCGAACCUGAUCAGCGCCGAGUCCGUCAACAUCAUGUUCACGGUGGAGGUGGCUAUGAAAGACGUGACCGUCGUGUCGACGAAUCUCCGCGUCGGCACUCUCGCCAGCGUCAUCUUCACCGUCGACAUGACGGAGGGAUCGAACGUCGUCGUCCUAUGGAGUUGGGACGACGGCUCGGCCAACGAGACGCUCGACAUCGGCGCCACGGACUGGGCGAGCCGACCGCCCGAGGUGCGCAGCCAUGCCUUCGUCAACGCCGGCACCUACAACGUGCUGAUCGUCGUCAGCAACAGCGCCAACACCAUCGUCCGCAACUUCGCCGUCGUCGCCAUACAGAGCGUCAACGGAGUCAGAAUGGAGACGAACGAGUUCGUGACGUACGCGCCGCCGGGAAUAACGACGUUCACGUUCCGCACGUCGGGCACGGCGCCCAACGAGGCGACGGUGGAGUUCGACUUCGACGACCCCGCCGACGACGACAAGUACGUGUACAACCUGACGAUCGACUUCCCGUACCGCUACGAGUACCGCGACCGCUUCCAAUACAACAUGACGGCCGUGCUCAAGAACGACAUCAGCACAAAGACGUUCGAGCGCUCCAUCAUCGUCGUUGAACCCAUCGUCAACAUGCGCAUCGUCACCGAACCCGACAGCGCCGUCAAGGACGAACCGCUCACCGUGAAGAUCAUCAUGUACCGAGGACCGUCCAACGACAGGUGCAAUCUCAGCAUCGACUUCGGCGACGGCAGCCCGAUCCUAACACAACCUCGCACAGGUUUUGGUAAGGACGGUACGGACGUCCUGACGGUGACGUACACGGCGCUGACGCCCAGGACGAUCAGCGUGACGGCGACGACGCCCAUGGAGACGGCCACCGCGACGAAGGUCGUCUCCGUAGAGCUGAAGGUGGAGACGCCGAUCAUCGUGACCACCAACCACCCCGUCACCUUCCCAAACGCUAUCCAGUAUUCCGUGACAUACCCAGCAGCACCCCUGCCGACAAACGCGCAGAUUAAAAUCAACUACGGGGACGGCACGACGCCGUUUGUAGGCAUCUUUGACUCCACAACGUUCCCAGAGGCAGCCGGGGGAACCGGAGGUAUACACGUAUGGACGUACACACCGACAAGCGACGGACACUUCACAGCCACCAUAACAAUUUGGAACGGGGCUUCAAGCUUCACAACGCAAGUUUUAGCAGGAGUAUACAAAAGCAUAACUGGGGUGGACUUCGUCCCAACAUUUCAACCCCUGCUGCCGAUUGGUGGACCAAUAAAGAAUGGCUUGGAUGGUUUAAACACGAAGUUUCCACGCGAUCGAGAUGUCAUAUUUACAGUUUCAGUGACUCAAGGGACUGCGGUCACAUACGAGCUGACCUCGACAGGACCUGGUGGUGGGCUGGCAUGUACCAAACUGAGCUCACCAUUCGAGUGUUCGUUCAAGAACGUGUCGAGCGGAGUGCACGACGUCAGUAUAAAAGUGAGCAAUCCGAUCUCCUCGCAGACGAAGCUGAAACAGAUCACGCUGGUGGACAGCGUCGUCAACAUGGUCAUCACUGAACUGGCGAACCUUACCAAGGUGGACGACACUAAACUGCUGAAAUUCCAGUACGACAUGGAAGGCACGGGUUCGUGUCUACACCUCGACUGGGGGGACGGCACGAAGGAGACGUACGGGACGAACUGCGACCCGGCGUUUGGAGGCAACCCCGUGGGAGCCCUAACGAACCCGCUGACGACCCCGCACGUCUACACCAGCCCGGGAUUCAAGACGGUGACGGCGACGACGUCCAACAGCCACUCCUCGGAGAGGGGCGUCAUCACGUUCAGCAUCAGCAACACGGAGUGCACGAAGCCGUACGUGACGAUCGAGGACCGCGCCAUCUACUUCUACAACCCGACCAGCUUCAUCAAGAGCAAGCAGUUCGUCCUCAGGGGCCUCUCCAACAUCCUCUGCGGGGUCACCUACGACAACACGAAGCUGUGGACUCUGGAGCGGAUAGACGAGGCGAUGGGGACUGUUGUCGGAUCUGUCGACCUGGGCGCCCUCGGGAUCACGGACGACCUGGCAGAGCUGACGGUCCCGCCCAAAAAGCUGGCGUACGGGCUGUACAAGGCAACGUACACCAUGGAGAUGCAGCCCGAGGUAGGGGACGGCGCCCGGUAUCUGUCUCAGAGCUACUCCUACCUGAAGGUGGACAAGAGCCCCAUCGUUGCCAUGAUGGUCAAGGGCGGCGUCAGCGCCGUCAAGAAGUCGAUCGAGCAGACGGUACUCCUAGAUCCGCAGGCCUACUCGUUUGAUCCAGACAUUGACAGGACGCUUCCACAGGGUCUUUCAACAUUCACGUGGUCGUGUGAGGUGCUCACCAGCACUUCCUUGACCUGCCCAGCGGGGUUAGUUCCAACAUCGACCACGGCGUCCUCAACGACGGUGGACACGACUUUCCUGGUUGUCGACAACGACUACAGCAUCAAAGUGGUUAUUACCAAGAACGAUCCGGAUGGCGUCAGAACGGCUACCUCUAGUCUUCGGAUCAAAGUAGUGGCUCCGCCCGCGUCUGGAGCUAUACCAAGCGUUGGCAUAGGGUGCGCAGGAAGUUCUCGAUGUUUCCCUGGAAGUGAGGAUAUCACUGUGCCGUCAACGGCGCGUCUGGGUCUCAAGUGCGCAUGUCUAGACUGCAGUCCCACGGACAACUUGGAAUUCAGGUGGAAAGCAUACGCCUACGAUUACGUAUGGCAGUGGCCAUGGAAACCAUUCAUAAAACGCGACUUCGAAAAAUACGUCAUAGGGACUUUUGGAAUCAAAUCGGAGCAGAUAUCCAUCCAGCCGGAUCUGUUUGCCAUCCAACCGGAAGUGAAGCAGUACGUGUUUGAGUGUAACAUCAGGAAGGUGGGAGAUGCGGAGUGGGGGGCGGUGUAUACCCAGAUUAAACUCAACGAGCCGCCGGUCCCGGGGACGUGUACCGUGACCCCGCUGACAGGAACCGUGACCUGGGGUCAGGACAAGCCGUUCACCAUCUCCUGCAAUGGGUGGCAAGACGAACAGAACAUCAUCGAGUACAAGUACUACAUCAUGCACAAGGACAACUAUAUGGAAUACCAGCUGACCAAGACGAACAAACCCGGCGACAUCCACGUGGACCUGCCUCUGGGCUCGCCGUACGACGACUACAACGAGGACAUCUUCGUCAAGGUGAUGGAUUCCCUCGAGGCGGUGACGACCUUCAAGAUAGCUCGAAUCAAGGUGACCCCGAUGAACCGCCCCGAGAUCAAGUUCCUCACGGAGCGGGAUAUCGAAGACAAGAUGUCCGAACUGGACCGAAUCAAGGCGGAGGGUAUCCAGCGAAUCGUCACGGAAAUCUACUCCGAUAUCGGUUCCAUCCUCAACAGUGAAAGUAGGCUGGUCCAGACAGAGUAUAAAGGUAUUUUAGUGGGCGCGAACCUAGAACCCUCGCUACUUGGUAUUGAUGGGGAGAAGCGAUCGGGAGCUUUUGAAUUGGGAGAGUACGAUGAGGCGAUGAGGCAGAAAGCACUGAGAGAAGCAGACGCCAGAGCUCAGAUCCGUGCCGCCGCCAUAGAGGGCUGUGCCAACGUGUCCACGUCUGACGUGUCAGCCAUGGAGCAGGUGUCCACGUGCAUCUCGUCGAAUGCGCAGUUCUCCAGCGAGUGUACGAAGGCGUGUCUGAUCGGGUUUCUUCUCUCGAUGCAGGAGAUGGGGUCUGAGAAAGGUCUGGAGAUGGCUCAACAGCUGCUCAACAUGGAUAUCUCGUUCGAACAACUGAAAACCGCGUCACUGGCCAUCAUGGACGUCAUAACUUGCACGUCUAAUGCCGCUGCAUUCAACAUGAAACACGCGAUCCUGAGCGAGUACUUGGAGGACCAGUCUAAACCCGAGUUCUUUAUCCUCGAUACCAAUUUGGACAAUGAAGAUUAUCCCAUCAACGCGUGGACGUUGGAAGAAGCAGAGUUCCAACAAACCAUGUUGGUUCAUGCCCGAUACCAGCGAGAAGUGGCGAAGAACAUUGAGAUUAAGCGGUCGCAGACGAUGAAGAUCGUGAACACGAUCUGGGCGAAGACGUUAAUCCCCGGGGAGUCACACGUGCAGAAGACCACCACCAUCGUCGCCUCCUUCACCAACGUGCACGUCAGCAGCAUGGCCGGCAUGACAUUCGCCGCACACGCCAAGGCGACCACAAAUGCCAGCUCACCGGAAGUGAAGACCGGCGCCACCAUGGCGUUUCCUGGAAGCUUCAGCGACAUGUUCACUGGAGGGCAAGUGGGGCCCGAAGAUAGCAUUGCAGUCGCGAUCUCCAAAACUAACAACCAUGCGGGGAGAUUCGCCGAGUCAAGCAAACUACUGGGCGAGACAACGAGCUUCGUUUCCAUAUCGGUUCUCAACACCAACACGGGCUUGGAAAUACCCGUGACAAACACCUUACUCCCAUUCGACAUCUUCAUCCCCAGGGACAUCAACACCCCACGUCUGGACUUCACCACCAACAACCCGCUUGUCGGGCCGGACAACGACUUCUUCGUCCACAGGACGGAAAUCAGGGAAAAGAAAUCGUCGGUGCACAUUGAGUUUGACCUGGGCGACAAAAACGUCCAGCUGUUAGUGGCUGUGAAAUUCGGCAAGUUUCCGUUCCAGGGACCUGGUGGAUGUGACUUCGUGGGGACCAUUCCCAAGGUUGUGGCAGGCGGAGAUCCAAACGACAAGUUCCGCUACUCGUACUACCUGACUGACGAGCAGGUGAACGACUUCACGGGGAAGGUCUAUAUCGGGGUCCGACAGCUGAAACCCGAAGACCAGGACAGGAACUUCACUGACUGCGAUUCCAUCCCAGCUCUAGACCCUAAAGACGACUCGGACAAGAAGUUCACGACCAGCUACAAAACCAGGAUAUAUGUGACUGGAUGCUACUUCUUCGACGAGGCCACGGAACAGUGGGAUACCAAGGGAUGUCAUGUUGGUCCCAGGACCGAUGUUGAUCGCACGCACUGCCUGUGCACCCAUCUGACGACGUUCGCCGGCGGGUGGGUGGUCCCGCCCAACACCAUCGACUGGGACUUCGUGUUCUCGAACGCCGACUUCUACCAGAACCCGACCAUUUACAUCACCAUGAUCAUCAUCAUCGUCGUCUACCUCAUGGUGGCCAUCUGGGCGCGACGCAAAGACAGGAAGGAUAUAGAGAAGCUUGGUAUAACCCCACUCAAAGACAACGACCCACGAGACAAGUACUAUUAUGAAAUUAUCGUCACAACAGGCAUGCGUAGAAAUGCCGCCACCCAUUCCAAGGUGUGUCUGAUUCUGUCCGGGGAGUAUGACGAGACUGACGUGCGACUACUGAACGACGAGAAACGUAAAGUGUUUGAGAGAGGGUCAACCAACACUUUCCUCAUGGCAGUGCCCAAGCCUAUAGGCGGUCUGAACUAUGCUCGGAUUUGGCACGACAACUCUGGCAAAGGCAACAUGGGGUCGUGGUUCAUGAAGUACAUGCUCGUGAGAGACGUACAGACCAACGAGAAGUACAUCUUCAUCGCAGACAAGUGGUUUGCAGUCGAGGAGGGAGAUGGACAGGUGGACCGCGUGAUCCCCGUGGCGGGAAAGGAGCAGAUGACCAACUUCAGCUACCUGUUCUCUCAGAGGUCGCGCAAGAAUCUCGUCGACGGUCACCUGUGGUUCUCGGUUCUCGCGAGACCUCCACAGAGCCGCUUCACCCGUCUGCAGCGCGUGUCGUGCUGUCUGUGUCUCCUCUUCACCACCAUGGUGGCCAACGCCAUGUUCUACGGCAUCCCAACCGACAGCGACGGCGGCCAGCAGACGUUCACGUUUGGACCGUUUGCACUCAGCCCCACGCAGAUCUACAUCGGCGUGGUGUGUAACCUGAUCGUGUUCCCAAUCAACUUCAUCGUGAUCACUCUGUUCCGCAAGUCCCGAGCUCGCAAACUGCGUCCGUCUCGCAUCAACGAGGCUCUGAAGAACAUCCCUCUGACCAAAUCCAAGACCUCCGCGUCCAUGACCGACGUCCAGCCUGAGGUGGCCAGCAUCUUCCAGAUCAGCAGACCGUCCACCGUGACCGGUGACCCGAAACGACCAGAGACCGCCACCUCACGACCCGGAACGUCCAUGUCAACUGCCGGGGGACUAAAGAGUGUGACUGACAAAAAGAAGAAGAAGUGUGAGUUACCGUGGUGGUUCCGCUAUGUGGGCUGGGCGCUGCUGUGGCUAACGACGUUGGUGAGCGGGGCAUUCGUCAUCUUCUAUGCCAUCAUGUUCGGAGACGAGAAGACCAAGAAGUGGAUCACGUCUCUCCUGAUAUCGUUCAUCACGUCCGUGUUCUUCACGCAGCCAAUCAAAGUGUUCCUGACAGCGAUCUUUUUGUCGCUGAUCAUCAAGAACCCGGGAGAGGAAGAGGAGGAACAGCCGGAGGAUGAGGAGGAGCCGCAACUCAAUACUGAUGAGGAGUUCCUGCACGCCGGCGAGACAGGUUAUGGAGCUACUCGACCUCGUAAGAUCGGCUACAAGCCGCCAGACCCGAAGGAGCUGGAGAAGGCUCGCGAGAAGCGGCUGAACGAGAUCAAGAUGUGGAAGAUCAUCCGGGAGAUCGUCUUCUACUCGUUCUUCCUGUGGAUCCUCAUGGUGAUCAGCUACAGGAACAGGACGCCUGACAGCUACCUGUACAAGGAGAACAUGGAGCGGAUGUUCAUCAAGAACAACGAGACCAACAUCUGGUUCACCAGGGUCCAGAACACUAAGGAUUUCUGGAAAUGGGCUCGGAGUGGUCUGAUCAAUGGAAUUCGAGCUAGCAACUACUACAAUAACUACCCGCCCUUUUUGCUGCGUGGAUUCGUCAACGACAAAGUGUCAAGGAUCAUGGGAUACGCCACUAUGCGCCAGCUGCGAGUGAAGCCAGCUUUAUGCAAGCCCUCCAAGGUUCUGCGGACAGUGAUUGACGAAUGCAAUUCCAUCUACUCCAUCUUCAGCGAAGAUAAGAGAAGUUUCCUGCCAGGCUGGAAAGACAUUCCACCGAACACGGCUGUCAAUGACACCGAUAUGGGCGAGUACGGCUAUAAGUCGGCCUCGGAGCUGAAUGGGUAUCCGUACUGGGGCAUCCUCGAGCUGUAUGGGGGAGGGGGAUACAUUUACGCGCUUCGUCAGAACAAGUCGACGAUGACAGACAAAAUGCUGCAACUAGAAGAAGAAGGCUGGAUCGACAAGUACACACGAGCAGUCUUUAUAGAAUUCACGGUAUACAACGCCCAGGUGAACCUAUUUGGCGUUGCCACGAUCCUGUGCGAGUUCCAGCCUAGCGGAGGUGUUGUACAAUCCUACAGAUUCGAGCCGGCCAUGUUGAUUCCUUACAUGUCCUCCGUGGUCUUGUUCCAGAUUAUCUGCGAAAUUGUGUACCUCAUCUUCACCAUGGCCUUCAUCGUGAUAGAGAUCAGGAACUUCUACAAACAGCGCAUGCAGUACUUCAAAUACUUCUGGAACUGGAUCGAGCUGUCCAUCAUCGGCUCGUCCGUGGGUUCGGUUGUCGUGUACUUCUACCGGCUGAUCGUCGUCAACCGCCUGACAUCCGAGAUAAAGGAGUUCCACGGCAACUCCUACAUGAAGUUCCAGUACGCCGCCUACUGGAGCGAGAUGUUCUCCUACAUGAUUGGUUGGCUCGUAUUCUCGGCCACACUCAAGUUCCUCAAACUGCUGCGAUUCAACAAGCGAGUGUCCCUGCUGGCCGGAACCCUGAAGCAUGGCGCGCGAGGCAUCAUCCACUUCAGUCUCAUCUUCUGGAUCGUCUUCUUCGCCUUCUCGCAACUCUUCUACCUGACGUUCAUGUCGUCGCACCACUCCUUCUACAGCUUCGUGUCGUCCGUGGAGGCGCUCAUCACGAUGAUGAUGGGCAAGUUCGACAUCUACGGCAUGCUGAUGGUGCAGCCCGUGCUCACGCAGGUCUACAUGUUCUUCUUCGUGCUCACCGUCACCUUCAUCCUCGUCAACAUGUUCAUGUCGAUCCUAAACGAAACCUUCACCGCCGUCCGCAGCGACAUCAGUAAGCGCAACAACGACUACGAGAUCGUCAACUUCAUGAUCGGACGCUUCAAGAAGUGGACUGGUAUCGGCUCCACUGCUCCCACCAUGACCCCCGAGGAGCUGAGUAAGCAGAAGGGGCAGCAGUACAAGAAGAAACCCUCGGUGGCCGACUUCCCGGACAGGAUCGAGCGUCUGCUGACGUCCAUCUCCAGCGUCUACUUGGACCAGGACCCAAUCGGUCCGCUCGACACGAAGAUGGAUAUGAGGAACGCUGUAAGGGGACAGUACUCUGAUGUCCGAAAAACCGCCAAGAAAUAGUCCCAGUGCAUCGGCACAAACUAAACAGUUCUGACAUUAACAGGCCCUGUAAAUCAAUAACUAAAUAGUUCUGGUGUUAACUGACACUUUAUUUUUAAACCAAUAACUAAACAGUUAUUUUUAAACCGAUAUGACAUAAUUGGUUCCAUAAUUGUACAAUGAAUGAGCUAAUGUUUUGUGCUAUUUACAAUUUUCUUAAAGGUAGUGAUUUAAUAAAGGCAUAAUUCUAUAUUUUUGAAAAUAAUGAACAAAUAUUCUGUGAUAAAUAAAAUAGUUCCGUCCAAGCAUACACUGCUGAUGCUGAUUAAUAUUCAUUAGCAAAAUAAAAUGCUGCUGACUAUUUUAUUAACGUUUUUUAAGGAAAAGGACGCCAUUGUUUUGACCUAGUGCUACCAUUGUAUUGUUUGUUAUAUAUUAUAUUUAUGUUGUGUUUCUGUCGUACUUGAUUUUGUAAACAUAUUGGACACCGAGGUUAGGUACGAUCUGUGGACUCGUUCUGCGAAAUCGUACCUCAUUGUAUCGUGGUACAACUGCUGGAUUCCCUAUUGGCCUGGGUUGGUCUGUGGUCGUUAGUAUUCCCAUAGGUAGAUCAUAAUGUCUGUCCCGCUUUCUAAUAAUGGUCGUCCCGAUUUAUACUAUGACUGUCCUGAUUUCUAACUGGUCUGAUUCCUAAUAACGACUAUCCUGAAUGUAAUUUAUGGCUGUCCAAAUUUUUAAUAAUGGCUGUCUUGAAUUUCUAAUUUCAGAAAGUGUUUAGACAUUGCUAUACCUGUCCCUGUAGCAGUCAAAGAGUUUUAAUACUAUAAUGUAAAUUAUACCAAACUAUGACACAAUUAGGCACUUUUUAAGAGGACAGUUGUUGCUUUCUCAAUCCAUCUUAUUAUUGAUUUAAUCACAUUGUCCAUUCAGUUAUAUUCUUUCUAGGACGCCAUCUUCAUUUCGAAGUAGACAAGUUCUUCUAUGGCAGAUUCGUGGUUAAAAUAAUAACCCAUAUUAGUGAAUGUUUAGAAGUUUGUUUUAUAUUGUACAACUGUGUGUUCUCACUGACGAUAGGAUGCAAUCCUUGAUCUUACCAAUAACACUGUGUAAUUGUUUCCUAUUCAUAGUGAUACUAUGUUAACUAAAGCGGUCUGUUUAAUUAUGUCACCUGUAAUAAUGGUAUCGCCGUUAUUUAUUAAAAUAGUAUUGUCAUGUUAGUCCACGAGCCAGGACACAAAAUUAUACCAAUCGGUACCACCUGGGGGGAUGAACACAACCUAUCCCUUUCCACCGUUGAUUUUCGUUCGUUUUAAAGUUAAAUGUCUUCAGAAAUAUAAUCAGUUUGUGACGGCCAAAGCAUGAGUGAAGAGAGUGGAGUGCUAUCUUUCACAUGACGAAGAGGGCAUCAUUUGAGUAGGAAACAGUGUUGUUUGUUUGUUUUGUGUUUGUAACAGCCAGUCGUGUUUUUGCAAAACGUCUUUGUCAAACGUGACGAGACACCGCUAUCAAUUCCGUCCAUACAUUUAUGCUGUAUUGUCUUUGAUAUUGUUAUUUUUUAUCUGUAAGAACUAAUGAACGAAGUGAAGUGAUACAAAAUUAUAUUUUCCUAUGUUUACAAUACAUUUAUAUUUGUUUAAAAUGUUUAUUGAUCAAAUUUAGUUAAUUAUAUUUUAGUUUGUAUCAUUAAAAAUAUAAUGAAAAUCAGCAAAUGGAAUUAAGUAUUCAUGUAAAUUGAGAGGUUUAAAUUCUAUUCUUCUAUUUUAUCUACAACGACGACGAAUAUUAGUACCACUACAACUAUUAUAAUUACUAUUUAUUUAUUUUAAUUAGUAUUUGGAUUAUACUAAUGAAUAUGAGUAGUGAAAGAAAUAUGCAUGACCCUUUAUUUAUUUAUUUAUUUAUAUAUAUUAUAUUAUAUUAUGAUGGUCAACAAUGUAUGAUAAUACAAAUACGAUGAUGCAUUUGGUAUCAUUUUACAGUAAAUAAAAUAGUCACCAGCCAC